This is a messenger RNA of Bipolaris maydis ATCC 48331, 685 nucleotides long. RefSeq lists its product as uncharacterized. The record is from RefSeq and is a predicted model, not a curated record. NCBI's taxonomy places the organism in Eukaryota, Fungi, Ascomycota, Dothideomycetes, Pleosporales, Pleosporaceae.
UCAGUAGUAGGAGGGUAAUCUUAGAUAUCCAAUAGCAAGAUUUGUUCUUGAGAAGGCUAUGAAUAUGUUAUUGAUCCCGCUGCUCGGCUUAGAAGUGGGUUAUCAAUUCUCCAUGUAGCUGCCGAAAUGGACUACCAUUGCACUCCGGACCCGUACAAGAGAGGAACCAGAUAUUACAUCGACCACUACGUUUUUCUAUGGGAAGUGACCGAGGAGGAGUUUGUUGGCCAUUACCAGUGGAAAGACUUGGCCAAAAUUGCGAACUGGUAUAAUGGGGUCAUUAUGCCAGCAUUCAGUAGAUUCAGUGGAAGAAGGAGACCUGAGUCCGCUCUUACCUGUGUAUCGGCAUUCGACAUGCCAACGAUGAUGGAGGAUCUUCCUGCAAGCACGCUUGGUUGCUUGCCUAUUCAGGCAAGCCAAGCGCCUCUCUAUAAACCUUCACAAAUUAAGUACAAACCAAGCGGGUUCCUCUAAAUUAGCAAUCAAGCGUAACAAGCAAGCAUGCAAGCACGCUUGCUUGUUCCCAAGUAUGUAUACAACACCUUAAUUGAGUUUUUGAUUACGAGAGACCGGGUGUUUGGUUUCCUUUCAUCUUAACUUAGGCUCAAGCAAGCUUCCGGGAUCGGGAAUAUCAUGUAGCCCAUAGAUACAGUACACUCUCAUGCACUUGCAGCUUCCGGUUUCU